Molecule: messenger RNA, 1616 nt
Organism: Vicia villosa (hairy vetch)
Lineage: Eukaryota; Viridiplantae; Streptophyta; Magnoliopsida; Fabales; Fabaceae
Product: F-box/FBD/LRR-repeat protein At1g13570-like
Exons: 4
Coding region: 220-1497 (425 amino acids)
Molecular function (GO): protein binding
Source: RefSeq, a predicted model, not a curated record
GAAACGCUGUCGUUUGCAACGUUUUCUUCUCGUGAAGCGCCAAAACCAAUUGCUCUCUCUCUCUCUCUCUUCACAAAAAAUCCACACUUGGAUUCAUAGCUUGUCUCUUCAACUCCGAUUCAGAAAAUCGCUUUUAUUUAUUCUCCCAUACCGACCUUUGUGUGAACAUAUCGGCGAUUCCCUCAAGCCACCGCCGUCUCACUCUCUCAACGUUCUGUCAUGACUAUGCCCAACAAGAAGGCCAAUCAAAAUGAUAGAAUCAGUGACUUACCAUGUAAUGUCAUUGAUGCCAUCCUAGCAAACUUGAAAAUCCGAGAACAAGUUAGAACUAGUAUUUUGUCUAAAAAGUGGAGGUAUACGUGGACUUCAGCCCCACAUCUUUUUUUUGACCCAAACUUUUUUGAAAGGUUUUGGCAUGUUGAUGACCGCUACCCUGUAGUUUGUAAAAUCAUCACGGAUGUUCUUAUGCUUCACAACGGGCCAAUACACAAGUUUUCUCUUUUCAUACCAUAUAACUCCUGUUUCAAGAUCACGGUGGAAUGCCUCAAUAUGUGGAUUCCGAUUUUGGCAAAGAAGGACGUUAAAUAUCUUGAUCUUGUGAACUGCGACGACACAGUUCCGGUUGAAAUGCCAUAUACUGUCCUCUCUUGUAAGGAACUGACUUACUUUAGUUUUUGUGGAUUUAACCUAUCAGUUCCACCUAAUUUCUGCGGCUUUAAAAGAUUGCUUGAACUUCAAUUAGAUAUGGUUACAUUCGAGUCUGGUGCAGUUGAGAGGCUUAUGUCUGGUAGUCCAUUUCUUGAAAAGCUCCGCAUUGACUACUGUGACGGUUUUGAAUAUCUUGAUAUUUCUUCUCCUACUCUCAAAGUCUUAUUACUAGAAUUAAGGGAAGAUAUGAAAACAAUUUCUUUCAAGAAUACAAAGAAUCUGAUCGAUUUUACACUUAAUGCUAAUCAUAACAACUUAUCUGGUUCAAUCAAAAAUUUGCCAAAACUUAAGAGGCUUUCGCUGGUCCGUUGGGAAAAGAUCCCAUUAGCAGAUAUCAUUCCUCCCACGUUGCUAACAAGCUCAUUAAGCUCUUUAGAGUAUCUUAAAUUGGGUGACAUGAGUUUGAAAGAAAAAGGAGAACUUUUGUAUUUUGUUAGCGUUCUCAAAAGUGCUCCUAGGUUGAUUGAACUCGCUAUACAGAGUUACAACAUGGGUGAUACCUCACAAGUUUCAGACCUUUCAGAAGAGUUAGAAUGUUGUAGUUGUUGCUGCCUUAAACUUCAGACGGUGAUUAUCUACGUUGGAGCUAGCUCUCCGCAUGUAAUGAGUUUGAUACAGUUUAUACUUGCAAAUUCUACAUUGUUAAAGACUCUUACUUUAAAUUUUAGUGGUUAUAAAUUAAAGGCAGCUAUGUUGUUCAAAAUUUCACAAGACUUGUUAUUGAUGGAACGAGCAUCACCAAGAGCACAGGUUAAGUUCCAUCGCUCUAUCCGUUCACUAUUUGUGUAGUGAGGUGAAAAGACUGGUUGCCCAUUGGACCACUGUUUAAUUUAUUUAUUUUCAACCCAUUUGGUAUCACGUGGCCAUUGUUUGUAAUACUUUGUGAUUCAGUAAGCUACUUAACUUUA